AUGAUUCCGAAUAUUGACUUUAAAAUUAUAACUGAAGAAAGGCGCCAUCAUUGCUCUCAGUGUGGGGCUGAGUUGGCUUCCAUACGUAUUACUUGCACACACUGUUUCCAGGAAGUUGUUAAGCAAGCAGCAUCAACCUGGACAAACUUGGAGUUCAAAGCCGAGGGAGGAUUUGCUAAAGUCUAUAAAGCUACUUGGAGACAAGGACGCUGGGAAUGUAAACCAGAGAGCAAUAACAGUUCUGUACGAUAUUAUAGGCGUGGAGGGCCUAUGGAAGUUGCACUAAAAGAAGAGAAGACACCUACAAGGCUUUCGACGGAAUUUUUAAAAGAGGCCUCGGCCUACCUAAAAUGUGAAUACAGAUUUUUAAGUGACAAUCAAUUGUUCGGAUUUUCAGUAAAUCCCGAAACUGAUCAGAUCAUACUGGUCAUGCGGUACAUGUCAGGAGGUGACCUUAGACGACUGUUGAUGGAAAAACCAGAUCUCGGGUGGAGUGACAGAUUGGAGCAACUGGCAUCAGUGAUGAGGGAUUUACAAAAUAUCCAUAAAGCAGGUUUUGUCCACAAAGAUUUUCACUGCGGAAAUAUAUUGUGGACUCGUGACGAGUUUCAGAAUUACGAAUUGUGCAUUUCUGAUUUCGGCUUGUCUGCAGCAUCCGACAUAUACGCCUUUGGCAUGGUCAUGUGGGAAUUUUCUUCAGGAAAACAACCCUUUCAUGAAUACGAUCCUGAUUUUGCCUUGCUUAGGAGCAUUAUUUCUGGUUUGAGACCCACGCCUGUGGAAGGCACGCCGGAUUGCUACGUUGAUUUGAUGACGCGCUGUUGGGCUGCUAAACCCGAAGAUAGGCCCACAUCGGAAGAAGUACACAACGAGUUACUCACAUUAAUGGAAAUGAAUGACAAGGUUCUACCCACGUUCAACGACAUGAUUUUUGAGCAAUUCGAGACGGCAGACUCGUUGAGAUCGGAAAUCGAUAAUUCAGAAUAUGUCGCAACUUACCAACGUGACAGAUAUAUUAGUAGGUCUUUCAAUGCUACACGCGGGUUUACAGUGGAACUGGAUCUCUAA
Messenger RNA from Paraglomus occultum, 1068 nucleotides. NCBI's taxonomy places the organism in Eukaryota, Fungi, Glomeromycota, Glomeromycetes, Paraglomerales, Paraglomeraceae. The record is from the annotation of a GenBank genome assembly.